UUAUAAGGCCAGGUCCUUGGAAACACAGCUUGAUUUGAUAUCUUUGGCAGUCUCGGUGCCAGAACUAAAAUAAUGGAAAUCAUAUUAAAGAUUCCAGUUUGCGCCUCCUUCCACUACAAAUUAAUUAGAAGCAGGUUCUCUUAGAACAUCAGAAAGCCUCCCAUGGACAUGGAGUUCAUGUCAGGGCUCUACCGUCUCAUAACAGUAAUCAUUGUUCUACUGGUGACCAUCUUUGUUAUCAAAAUCUUGAGGAGAAUUUGGUCUAAAGGUGAUAACAAGAAGCUCUUCCCACCAAUGGCUGGCACCAUCUUCCAUCAGCUACUCAACUUCAGCACAGUACAUGAUUACCACACCAAGAUUUCACGCAAGUACAAAACCUUCAGAUUGUUCACCCCUUUUGGCAACCAGACCUACACAGUUGACCCGGAGAACAUUGAAUACAUCCUGAGAACCAACUUCAAGAACUACGGCAAGGGAGAGUAUAAUUAUCAAAAUUGUAAAGAGCUGCUUGGUGAUGGAAUAUUUGCGGUUGAUGGUGAUAAGUGGCGCCAUCAAAGAAAACUCGCGAGCUACGAAUUCACCACAAAGGUCUUGAGGGACUUCAGCGGUGUGGUUUUCAAAUGCAAUGCAGCCAAACUGGCUCAAAUAGUUCACAGAGGAGCUAGCUCUAAUCAAACACUAGAAAUUCAGGACUUGUUCAUGAGAUCAACAAUGGACUCAAUUUUCAAUGUGGGUUUCGGUGUGGAGCUGGACAGUUUAGGAGGACCAGAUGCAGGGAAUACAUUCACAAAGGCAUUUGAUAAUUCUAGUGAAUAUAUCACACGUCGAUAUUUCAAUCCAUUCUGGAAGAUCAUGAGGUUAAUGAACAUUGGACCUGAGGCAGAGCUCAAGGAAGGGAUCAAACUGGUUGAUGACUUUGUCUACAAAAUCAUUCAUGCAAGGAUGGAACACAAGUCCACCCAAGACAGUGAUUCAAUGAAGAAGGAAGAUAUUUUAUCAAGGUUUCUGGUUGAAAGGGAGAAAGAUCCAGCGAACAUGACAGACAAAUACUUGAGAGACAUAAUACUGAACUUUCUCAUAGCUGGGAAGGAUACCACAGCAGGAACCUUGUCUUGGUUCAUCUACAUGCUAUGCAAACACCCAUGGAUACAAGACAAAGUUGCUCAACAAGUUAAGGAAGCAACAGAAGCCUGCAAAAACACUGAGAUUGAUGAAUUUGCCAGGAAUUUAACUGAUAAAGCUCUUGACGGGAUGCAUUACCUUCAUGCAGCCUUAACUGAGACUUUGAGACUAUACCCUUCAGUUCCCCUGGACGCCAAGGUUUGCUUUUCCGAUGAUACAUUACCGGAUGGCUUCACGGUGGAGAAGGGAGACAUCAUUUUCUAUCAACCUUACCCAAUGGGAAGAAUGAAGUACAUAUGGGGAGAUGAUGCAGAGAUUUUCAGACCCGAAAGAUGGCUUGAUGAUAAUGGGAUUUUCAAGCCUGAGAGCCCUUUCAAGUUUACAGCCUUCCAGGCUGGUCCAAGAAUUUGCCUGGGAAAAGACUUUGCUUAUAGGCAAAUGAAGAUAUUUGCUGCUGUUCUUCUCCAUUUCUUCAGCUUCAAGCUCAGUGAUGAGGACAAGGUGGUUAAAUAUAGAACCAUGAUAACUCUUCAUAUUGAUCAAGGUCUUCAUAUUAAUGCUUUUCAUAGAUGAGUCAGUAAGAAAA
This is a messenger RNA of Dioscorea cayenensis subsp. rotundata (Guinea yam), 1708 nucleotides long. Its product is annotated as cytochrome P450 704C1-like. The coding region runs from base 163 to 1695 and encodes 510 amino acids. Gene Ontology annotation, molecular function: iron ion binding; oxidoreductase activity, acting on paired donors, with incorporation or reduction of molecular oxygen; heme binding. The transcript has 6 exons. The record is from RefSeq and is a predicted model, not a curated record. NCBI's taxonomy places the organism in Eukaryota, Viridiplantae, Streptophyta, Magnoliopsida, Dioscoreales, Dioscoreaceae.